This is a messenger RNA of Topomyia yanbarensis, 3163 nucleotides long. It is a transcript of the gene GlyS, whose product is annotated as glycogen [starch] synthase. The record is from RefSeq and is a predicted model, not a curated record. Gene Ontology annotation, molecular function: alpha-1,4-glucan glucosyltransferase (UDP-glucose donor) activity. Gene Ontology annotation, cellular component: cytoplasm. Gene Ontology annotation, biological process: glycogen biosynthetic process. The transcript is spliced from 6 exons. The coding region runs from base 299 to 2386 and encodes 695 amino acids. NCBI's taxonomy places the organism in Eukaryota, Metazoa, Arthropoda, Insecta, Diptera, Culicidae.
GCUGUGGCAGUAUUUCUUAAGCAUUCGUCGUGGUUUGGCGUGGUUCUCCCGCGGUGUACAUUCGGCCGAAAAUUUUCCUUCGUUUCCCAUUGCUGUGUGAAGGGUGUGCGGGUGUUUAGAGAGGAAUUCGUUGGUCAGUGCAUGCGGAUUCGAUGUUCUUGUGAGGUCAAGUCUCGUUGAAAUUGGAUUCCAGUGAAACUUGAGUGACCGGACGGAAGACGGUGCGGUUUCCUGACCCCUAGGAGUGGUUAAUCUUCACCGCAGUACAAGCUUAGAGCCAUCCUCUUCCUGAGUAAGCAUGAGCAGGCGCUAUUCGCGUGUGGAGUCCAGCUCCGAUCUUCUCGCCUUCUUGGAUCGUGGGCAUUCCGCCAACACUGAGAACCGGUGGACGUUCGAGGUCGCAUGGGAGGUGGCCAACAAAGUCGGUGGAAUCUACACCGUAAUCCGCUCGAAAGCGUUCGUGUCUACGGAGGAACUUGGUGACCAAUACUGUCUGAUUGGUCCGUACAAUGACGCAUCCGCCAGAACGGAAGUGGAGGCUUGCGAGUUUCCGAACAAUGGACCACUGUACGGAGCAGUGCACGCAAUGCGCAAUCAAGGAUUCAAGGUACAUUGUGGCCGUUGGUUGGUGGACGGCAAUCCACAGAUCAUUUUAUUCGACAUCGGAUCGGCCGCAUGGAAAUUGGAUUCCUAUAAGCAUGAACUGUGGGAGUCAUCCAACGUCGGAAUUCCCCAUUUGGAUAUUGAGUGCAAUGAUGCUAUCAUUCUUGGAUAUACCAUUGCCUCAUUCAUAGCUGAGUUCAAAAACUGUGCCGAGGCAUACUCGCAUGACAAUGAGUACGGACCGCCACGUAUUGUAGCUCACUUCCACGAAUGGCAAGCCGGAGUUGGUUUGAUAGCACUUCGUACACGUCACGUAGAUGUUGCUACCGUAUUCACUACUCAUGCCACACUGCUGGGCCGAUACUUGUGUGCCGGAAAUACUGACUUUUACAACAAUCUUUCCAAGUUUCCUGUUGAUGAAGAAGCCGGCAAGCGGCAAAUCUACCACCGGUACUGCCUGGAACGUGCUGCAACUCAUUUGUCUCACGUGUUUACCACCGUCUCUGAAAUCACUGGCUACGAAUCGGAACAUUUGCUCAAACGUAAACCGGACAUCAUCACACCAAAUGGGUUAAACGUGAAAAAGUUUUCUGCCAUUCACGAGUUCCAGAACCUGCAUGCUUUGGCCAAGGAGAAAAUUAACGAAUUUACGCGGGGUCAUUUCUAUGGUCACUUUAACUUUGACCUGGACAAAACGCUGUACAUGUUCAUUGCCGGGCGGUACGAGUUUACCAACAAGGGAGCGGACAUCUUUGUUGAAUCGUUGGCUCGAUUGAACCAUCUACUGAAGUCUCAAUUGCCGGAUGUAACCGUUGUCGCAUUUUUGAUUUUCCCUACCAAAACUAAUAAUUUCAAUGUGGAAUCCUUACGUGGUCAUGCGGUCUGUAAACAGCUGCGCGACACGAUCAACAGUGUUCAGCAACAGGUGGGGAAGCGAAUGUUUGAAGCAUGCAUGCGGGGUCAUCUUCCCGAUGGUAACGAGCUGCUGACCAAGGAAGACGUUGUCAAAAUCAAACGUUGUCUGUACUCGCUUCAACGUGACACGAACCCUCCGGUGACCACCCACAACGUGGUAGAUGAUUGGAAUGAUCCAGUUCUGGAGUCAGUUCGGCGCUGUCAUCUGUUCAACACGAAGUACGAUCGGGUCAAAAUUGUGUUCCAUCCGGAGUUUUUGAACCAAACCAAUCCGUUGUUCGGUUUGGACUACGAGGAAUUUGUGCGUGGCUGCCAUCUGGGUGUGUUCCCGUCCUACUAUGAACCAUGGGGCUAUACGCCUGCCGAGUGCACCGUAAUGGGCAUUCCGAGCAUUACAACUAAUUUGUCCGGGUUUGGUUGCUUCAUGCAAGAACAUAUCGCUGAUCCAAAAUCGUAUGGUAUCUAUAUCGUGGACAGACGCCACGUCGGAUUGGAAGAAAGUGUCCAGCAGUUGUCUCGAUUUAUGUACGAUUUCUGCAAGCUGAAUCGACGCCAGAGAAUCAUCCAGCGAAACCGCACAGAACGUUUAAGUGAUUUGCUGGACUGGAGAAAUUUGGGAAUUUACUAUCGUCAAGCUAGAAUAAAAGCAUUACAAACGGUCUACCCGAACUACAUAGACGAAUCGGAGAGCUACCUUAAACGAGCUGCUGACUUCAGCUAUCCACGCCCUAUCAGCGCUCCUCCGAGCCCGAGUUCUUCUAGACACACUACCCCAGCACCAUCUCUGCACGGUUCCGACGACGAACAGGACUCGGUGAAUUCGGAGGAAGAACUAGAAGAGUUGAAGAAGGUCAAUAUGAACGACUAAACCUCAUACAGCGGAAAAUAUUUAGACAGCUACAAAAUUGACAAAAAAUAGAAUGACAUUAGAGAACGAGUCUAUUCACCUCCCCAGUUGACCCUAACAGCAACAUAGACCGGCUUCUUGGUUAGGUAGUAGAUGUUCCAAUUUAUCAAUAUCGUGCUACUUACCCUUCCAGGAACAUCGCUUCUUGCCAUAGGAUAUAGGUUGCGUUACCAUGGAUAUUUUAGAAUUAAUCUUUAUCUGUUCGAAAUAGCGCCGUAGAAUCGUAGCAGCGCACCACCGCCUCCUCUAAAAAAAAUGUACGCAACCUAGGUCCAAUCGGAGUGAUAUCUGGCGCAGCCUCAGAUAGCAGACGUUUAGGCUUACAUUGAAAAAGUGUGUAAACACAUUCUACUGCUAUUUCGAAUUAAGUGUGUAACUAAACCACAUUAAGCAAACGUUUGAUGGUGGUGCAGCGAUCGACACUAAGUUAUUGGAGCGUGCAACUGUCAAACUACGCGUAGCGAUCAGUUUGGUAGAUAGUAGUAGUGAGCCACGGAUUUCCAAGAUAUUUUCAUUGGAAAGUGUAUACAGGAUUAUAAGCUAAUUUUAAUCCAACCUAAACGUCUGUUAUCUGUGGUACAACUUUUUUUUCCGGAAGUUAGAAAAUUUAUCUUUCUAGUUCACAUGUUAGAGCAGCUAUAGUACUACUUUUGUGUUCAGCCAUAAGAGUAAUGUUAAAUAGAGAUUAUAGAAUCACAGAGCAACUUUAUAUAAUAAAUGUUUUUUUAUUUUUAUAAA